CUCUCUUUAUUACCGCAAAAGUGAAGUCCUAAAAAGAGGAACUAUUGCUCCUCUUUUCUUUUUCUUUCACUUUCUAUAUCGAAACCCAACAAAAGAGGAAAAAAACAUUAAAGCCUCUAAUACCCGAGUGAAGAAGCAGAUGCAACCAACACCUGCCGGAAGCAGCAACACUAGUGCUGGUGGCGGUAGCGCUGGUGGCCGUGGAGGUGGAGGGAUUGCUAGGUUUCGUUCAGCACCAGCCACAUGGAUAGAAGCACUUCUUGGAGAAGAAGAAGAGGACCCAUUAAAGCAAAGUCAGAACUUGACUCAGUUACUUACUUCAAACACACCUUCAAGUACAGAUUCAGUGCCUUUUAAUGCUUCCAGUGCUGCUGUUGAACCGGGUUUGUUUGAACCGGUUUGUGGUUUUCAAAGGCAAAAUAGCUCUCCAACUGAUUUUCUUCAGAGUUCCGGGAUCGGAAGUGAUCAAGGGUAUUUUUCUAGUUACGGAAAUGCUUCAAAUUAUGAGUACAUGACGCGAAAUAUGGAUGUUUCGCCUUCUGAUGAAAGAGCUAGAGAGGUUGAGUUGCAAAACCCUUCUGCAAGAUUCCCACUUCCUCCGUCGAAAGGAGAGCAAACUGGGCCUUUAAGGGCAUCUAGUUUGAUAGAAAUGGAGAUGGACAAGCUUUUGGAGGAUUCAGUGCCUUGCAGGGUUCGUGCGAAGCGUGGCUGUGCUACUCAUCCUCGAAGUAUUGCAGAGAGGGUUCGGAGAACUCGAAUCAGUGACCGCAUAAGGAAACUUCAGGAACUUGUUCCAAAUAUGGAUAAGCAAACAAACACUGCUGAUAUGUUAGAUGAGGCAUUAGAGUAUGUUAAGUUUCUUCAAAGGCAGAUUCAGGAACUCACGGAACAGCGAAGAAAAUGCAAAUGCAUAGCUAAAGAAUAACAGAGGGAUUUAUCAAACAAUGAAUUGACAGGGACAGUGCUAGAAGCUUUCGCGCAGCUACCAGAUCUUACUAUCCUAUAAGUUAACAUAUUCUGAUGUUUACGACAAGAAGUUCUUAUCCAUGGUGAAUGGUGACAUUGUUUUUCCUAUUUGCAGAUAUUUGAGCGGGACAAACUCACAAGUGCAGUUCCCCAUAGUCUCAAGGGAAAGUCUAACAGUGGAUGGUUGCAGCUGAGGUUUGGUUAUCAUCUUCAACGAUUACAACUUAUCUGCAUGUUAAUCAAACAAUAUUCAUUCUACUCCUUUGGUUCUUACUCUAACUUCUUUUCUUACAUAUGAAGUGAACACUGUUUUUUUCAUCGAUUGAAACUAAACGUUAAGGAACAAAGAGGGGUCAUAAAAUAGAUUAUACAAAUCCAUUUUCUCUGUAUGUUAGUACGAGUUUAAGGAAUGAAGUAACUGAUACAAUUCUUCGGUA
Messenger RNA from Populus nigra (black poplar), 1403 nucleotides. RefSeq names its product transcription factor bHLH81-like. Lineage: Eukaryota; Viridiplantae; Streptophyta; Magnoliopsida; Malpighiales; Salicaceae. Gene Ontology annotation, biological process: regulation of transcription by RNA polymerase II. The coding region runs from base 140 to 925 and encodes 261 amino acids. The transcript is spliced from 6 exons. Gene Ontology annotation, molecular function: protein dimerization activity; RNA polymerase II cis-regulatory region sequence-specific DNA binding; DNA-binding transcription factor activity, RNA polymerase II-specific. The record is from RefSeq and is a predicted model, not a curated record. Gene Ontology annotation, cellular component: nucleus.